Gekko japonicus is the source of this 399-nucleotide messenger RNA. It is a transcript of the gene SHISAL2A, whose product is annotated as family with sequence similarity 159 member A. Lineage: Eukaryota; Metazoa; Chordata; Lepidosauria; Squamata; Gekkonidae. The coding region runs from base 1 to 399 and encodes 132 amino acids. The transcript is spliced from 3 exons. The record is from RefSeq and is a predicted model, not a curated record.
AUGAGUUCCGAUUGUACGAGUUAUGUGAACGCUGAAAAGGUGCUGGUGAGCGCUUUUAGUUGCCCCCGGGACGAUGGCGAAGCGAGCGCGGUCUAUUGCUGCGGCUUCCAGGACGUCAAAUACUGCUGCGAUGACCCAAACAGCUUUUUCCCCUAUGAGCACAGCUACAUGUGGUGGCUCAGCAUUGGAGCGCUUGUUGGCUUGUCAGUCGCAGCAGUGGUCCUGCUGGCUUUUAUCAUCACUGUGUGUGUUCUCUGUUACUUGUUUAUCGGAACGAAGCCACGCAGCAAACUGGAUACAGGCUUAAACUUAAGCUUACAGACAGCAGGCCCACAGGAAAUGACCCCUGACUGCCAGUAUCAAUCUGUUUGUUUAGCGGAGCAAGCAGUUGGACUUUAA